Messenger RNA from Durusdinium trenchii, 948 nucleotides. The record is from the annotation of a GenBank genome assembly. Lineage: Eukaryota; Dinophyceae; Suessiales; Symbiodiniaceae.
AUGGCGCCAGGGUGGAUCAGCAAUAUCAAUUUUUGCUUUACCGGCACCGUCGCCUCCACGUGCAGCGCCACCGCCUCGGACAACAAUUUUCGCAGGGUCUGCUACUGCGAUCCCAAGGCCACCACAACCACCAGCACUCAAACGGCAGGUGGUGGCGGUGAUCCCCACAUUUACACUCUUCGAGGUGCUCACUACUCCAUUUUGAAGGAAGGCACUUUCUUGGCUUGGAGCUUCUCCAAAGCCCAAGUGGAGUGGCAGCUUUUUGCUUGCUACGCCGGCUCGCAAUUCACAACUCAGGGCUUGCUGCUCUUGGACAAGCAUUCCGGAGUGACCAUCGAGAUGACAGCCAAAGACUGCACAUGGCGCACGAAGGAGAACUCUGGAUGGCGCAGGGUGCAUCAAGAACGCUUGUCGAAAGGAGACUCCGUCACGAGCCUUGACUUCAAGGAGCAGCCGAAUCGCACAGAGAUCCACUUGAAUAUCAAGUCCGAGACCGAGAAGGACGAAAGGAAGGUCGCAAGGGUCAUCGCUCAUUGCAGGCCCGAAGAUCAUCUGGACUUCAAACUCGUGAUGUCCGAGAAGAGUGACAUUGACCACGUGGGGGGCGAACUUGGAUCUGCCCCUCCGCAGAACCCCUCGUUCGUUUCAUCUUCGCCGCAAACAAUGAUGGAGACAAAGACCGAUGCUGAGUUUGAGGUUCACGACUCCUGGGCCAGCUUGGGUGGUAGUGAGUCUGCUGAUGCGUAUUUGACGAAGCAACGGCCACUUGGACCGUCCUUGGUCAGCAAAGCUUGCACGAAGUCUCAGGAGGAAGACGCCGAAAAGAUUUGUGCCAAGCACUUGCAGAAGGAAGGUGAUCCCUGGGUUUUUGCCGACUGUGUCUUCGAUGUCUGUCACGGAGGUGGAGAAGUGGAUGCCAUGCGCGCAGCAGCCUUGCUGGAAGCCUGA